Messenger RNA from Macadamia integrifolia, 1705 nucleotides. RefSeq lists its product as uncharacterized. The record is from RefSeq and is a predicted model, not a curated record. The transcript has 8 exons. Gene Ontology annotation, cellular component: snRNA-activating protein complex. The coding region runs from base 703 to 1392 and encodes 229 amino acids. Gene Ontology annotation, biological process: snRNA transcription by RNA polymerase II; snRNA transcription by RNA polymerase III. Gene Ontology annotation, molecular function: sequence-specific DNA binding. NCBI's taxonomy places the organism in Eukaryota, Viridiplantae, Streptophyta, Magnoliopsida, Proteales, Proteaceae.
AAAGGAAUUCAAUCGGGUUUAAAAUAUAUCGCAAGAACACCUGAAAGGUAUUCUCGUUUUAUUCGCGAUAAAACCACCCUAAGCCCUGCCCUUCUUCCUAACCAUCUCCAAAUCCAUGACGAGUUCGUUCGCCUUCUCUCGCAAGAAACCCUAACCUGUCUCCAUUACGUCUUGUUCGAGCGUAGAUACGUCUCUCUCGCUUGUAUGUUUCUCUCUCUCUCGCUCGCUCUCUCUCUCUCUGAUUUUGCUAACAAAUUUACCCGCAAAUCGAAGGAUCUUUGCUCGGUUGGAGAAAAGGGCAGCAUAUCAAAAUUUCCACAUAUCUCCCCGAAACGACAUUGCUGUUGGUGGUUUUUGAAGCUCGAGAAAAGGGUAGCAUAUCAAAAUUUCCACUUCUCUUACUCUCAAAGGGUAGCAUAUCAAAAUUUCCACUUCUCUCACUCUCUCCCUGAAACGACAUUGCUGUCGGUGUUUUUUUGAAGCUCGAUUGGAGAUUUUGUUCUUUUCUGUGGAUAUUGUAUACAUGCGAAAAGAAAGCACAGUGUUGCAUCUUCUGUUUUUCUUGAGGAAUUGAAUCUACAAUGGAUCUCACUCCUUUCAAGUUAGAUAUUGAUGAACUUAUAAAUGAUUUCUCUGAGAGUAAUUCAACAACCUUGCAUGAUAUGAAGAAGACAUGGCUAUCUCGGAAGUUCUCCUACAUUUAUGAGGCUAAGCCUACUGCAAACCUUGGCUUCUUCAUGCAAUCACUGCCAUAUGGUUUCAGAAGAUUCUUUAUCGCAUAGACUAGGGGGGCUCUAUUGCCUCUAUUGUCUUUAUGAAACUCAGCCAUUUAAACCUCCUUUCAAGAUAUAUUUGUCCCUUGGAGAGCUGAAGAAACUCAAAAACCUUGUUGAUGAAGUGAAGGAGAGCUUAAAAGUAGUACCUGCUUUGGUGAAAAGGAUGCUAGCAAAGAAUAUCUUCCUAUUUGGAUUCGUGGACAUAAAUGAAGCCUCUGCAACGGAUAGGAUUAAUGAAAUAAAUAAACUACAGAAUGCCCGGAUGCAAAUAGCAUAUGAGAAGUUGUUUGCAAAUACUCGGCUUGAUCAUUUCCUUCACAUGGACUUGGGGACGGAACUUGACCUGAAAGUGCUCAACAGAAUGUCAACAGAAUAUGCAAGGGCAAAAGAACUAGCCAUCAAUGAUGCUGGCAAGCUGGUGGAUAUCCAAAACAUAAAGCAUAUUGUGGAAAAUAACAAACUGAUUGGAGAUGUCGUGGAUAAAAUUGCAAAUGACUGGAGCACACAGAAGGACACGUUCUAUCAACAAACUGGACUUAACCACCAUCAGAAGGUACAUGAAGAGAACGAUGAUGCAGACUUUGAUAAGGAGCUGGAAGACUUCUUGGCUGAAUAGUAGAUACAUGAAUCAAUCAACGGUCUAUGUGAUUCAGCCUUCUCUUACUGAUAAGGGGCCUGACCUCAACUGAACCUUUUUUAACCAGAAGCAUAUCCGACUGUGUAUUGUAUAUAUUUUGUUAGCAAUGUCGAGUUCAAGUUCGAGUUCGUAUGACUCUACUCUCCUAGUGAAAAUACAUAAAUUCUAACCUGUGGAUUCAAAUCUGUACCUGUUUUUAACUUCCGGAACUUGCAGAAAACCAAAGGUAUAAAAUUCAGUUGUAGGUCAAGGUGAAAAAGAACAAGAGAUGCCGAAUAGUCAACAUGCUGGA